CCAGUUUGUGUCGUUAUUAGUCAAAAAAUUGAAAUGUUCUCAAGGUUUUCAGAAACAGCGAAGAACAGCCCGUUUGCUGCUCCCUUUAGUGUAGCAAAAUGUUCACCGGAGCCAACAACCCAAGAUCGAUCUAGCCGAAUCAUGGCGGCACCGAAUAUCGAAGGAGGUAAGUUGGAGAACCGGCAUUUUUCGAUUGUAGGGUGUAGUUUAUCUCUUGAUCGUUAAAAGAAAGUUAUUCUUUCGACUUAUAACCAUCUAUUUGUUUUAAGAGAUAUGGUUUGGGUAAGAUAAGAGUUAUCUGCUUGUUUGAAACGCAUCUCUUAGUGGCCAACAGUUAAUAUUCGAUGAUCGAACGACGGCUCCAUCCACGUGAGCAGAGUAGAUCCACACAAGAAUUACCUCGGCAGGCUAAUAUAUUUGUAACGUCAGUGCUUUAUUCUUGGUGUGCAAUACUGUGUAGUUUUUGGUUUUCUUUCUUGGAGUUUGAUCGUUGUAGUGUACGUUUAUUGGGUCAAAGUCUUCAAAGAGAAUUAUUUUUUGUGUGCAUGUGUGAUUGCAAGUAACCGGACUUCCCCCUACGUAAUUUCAGGGAAACUACGCAACAAAUAUGUUUUAGUUCACGUGUUUACGCCACUUUUUUAUAACGUGUAUGAUAUAGAGUUAAUCUAUCUGGACUUUGGCCUUGAAAUAGGAAAUGUAGAUAUCAAAAACGCUCCCCCUAUUUUGAACAGUCAUAAUUUAAGAUGAAUGUUUGCAAGUUGUUGAAAAAUGUUACACUUUUGAUCAUUUAAGAUUUUUUAAAUUUUAUUUUUGGUCCUUAAAUGUCAGGGCUCUAUAGUUGGCAAAAUUUCAAGUUACCAGGUACAUGCAUUUAGUAGGUGGGGAAUUGGGGUCCCCUUAGCCUGUGAAAACAGCUAUCUCUCCUCCCUUCCUUCGAGGGUUUUCAUUAAGGUUUUAUUAGGUGGCAAAAGCUUUGGAGUAGGUGGAGAUGGAAAAAACUUGCACCUUCACGAGCUUCUAGGGGGGUCAGGGGGCAUGCCCCCCUGGUAAAAUUUUGAAAUCUGGGCUUCUUGGAAUGUAUUUUAAGCAUUAUGCAGCAAAAAUUAGAGUUUUUGAACAGAACACAGACAUCAUUAAGUUUUGGCUUUUUUAUUCAGUGACAGCACAUAAAUACUCUAUUUUUUAAAUUUAUCUCUUAUUGCCAAUAGCUAUGAACCAUUGGUUGUUUCAGUAUCUGUUUUAAAUCAUGUUAUGUGUAAAAACUGGGGUAACUGCAAAGAAAAGUAGGCAGCAAGUUCAUUUGAAAUAGCCAGUGAAUUUCGCCCAGGCACCGGCUCUUAUUGAAUACCCUGCUUUCCGCUAGGGGCAUUUCGCAAGGAGAGAUCUGCACCUCAGCAACAGAAAUUACAUACUGGUAAUGUAAAAUCAAUGUUUACUUAAUCAGUAUGGAAUUUCUGUCGCUGAGACGCAAAGUCCCUAGUGGCAAGGAGCAAGGAGAAAUGACUGGUUUCGAAGGCUAGGGUCUCUUUACCCUUUUGCAAAAAAUCUUUUACGGAAAAUUAUCGAGAUUUUUCAUGUGUCACAAAUAAUUCCUAAAAUGUCUUCAUGUUCAUGUAAAAAUCAAGAAUUUCACUCUUCACGGAAAAUUGAAAAAUUAAUUUACUGGUUAAUGAUUCAUAUCAACUUAAUUGUUUACACUCCAUGGGUUACUUCUCAUUUCCCUUGAAAUCUCAUUGUUUUGAGUGGAAUGGUUAUGAAGCCCAUCAGACUCCUCAGUCACUGGUAGCAUUCUUAUUAUAUUUAUCAUACUGGCCAAUAAAAUGUUGCAUUAAUUUAUUGUCACAAUCUGUGAACAAAAAACAAAGAAUUGUGUGCCAUCAGGGAGAUCCCAACACAAACUGCAGCACUGUUGUUUUUUCCUUGGUGUGUGUCGCCUUUUAUAAUCAGCCUCCUCCACUUUUCUAAUCUUCUUUCAAAAUCUCUUUCAUGUGCACAUAAAAAUUGUUUAGGGAUGCGUUAUUAGAAUCAAUAAUGAAUAAAAACUAAAAACCCCAAUCGCACUUCACAAGAAAGGUGUAGGGUACUGAACAGUGAGGAAGUGCCUUUGUUCCUACAGAGGAAGCUCUUGUAAGUGGAAACCCUCGGUAAGCUUUGAAAGUUACUUGCCCAGCAAGAAAAUACACUUGUCUUGGACUACUGGACAAGACUUUUUUUUGAGCACUGAUGAAACCACUGUUUUACUGCAUUCUUUUUAGGAGAACAGUACAGUUGUGAGUUUGGAAGUUCAACGUAUUAUGCAUACUGUGGAUUUGGCGGAAUCCUCAGCUGUGGUCUCACACAUACAGCUGUUGUGCCUCUUGAUUUGGUCAAGUGCAGAAUUCAGGUAAGUGUGGUUUUCUGCUGGCUGAGGAAUUAAAGAAGUGGAAAAACAUUUUUCUAACACACGGCUGGGAGUAUGCGUUUAAGGGUGGUGGUGUCUUCAGUUCAGUUUGUUUUUGUUGCCAUCCACCAUUGCCUGGCCUGACCUGCCCUGCCCAACUGCCCUUCAUGUGUUUUUUGGGUUGUUUUAGGAUUUGAAGUAGUGCUGUACUGCUUUUUUUCUUGUAUCUAGUCUCAAGUUUCUUGUCAGCCAUUUAUUAGCUCUUUUUGUGCUGUAAUACUAGUAAAUUGUGGUGUUGAUACUAAAGGUCGGGCUGCAUGUUUGGCUUGGAAUGGUACCCAGUUGUGUGUGAGAAAUACGUGUACUGCUCUUGAUCCAUGUCAAUUAUAUUAUCAUUGUCUUUCAAAAAAAGACAAUGUAUAUGCAUAAGUCUGUAAGAUUGCAGCAAAUUCUAACAACAGAAGUUGCUUCAAAAGUUACCAAGUAAGAAGAGGUUCCUUCAGAAAAUUGAGAUGGUAGAAUACAUUAUUUCUGUUGUCAGAUUAUGCAGCUAAAUUACUCAUGGUAUUGGCCAUCUUAAAGAAAGUACUGGGCCGGGUUGUUCAAAGCUGGGUUAAGAUAACCCAGGGUUAGAGCAAAAUUUGAAUUCAGAUAUGAAUGCUUAAGAAGCAAAUUCGGUUUAAUUCUUUUUGUCUACAAGUCGAUGAUUGGGUGCUCUAAAAAGAAUAGAGAAAAUUACCCGAAAAAAUGCAGCCUUUUGAACUAAAGAAAAAGAAAUCCGGAUUAAAAUUUUACCCCGGGUUAACGCUAAUUGGCCUUCGAACAACUGGGCCCUGGUCAGUUACCCAUGGACAUGGUUAUCUUAGCCCGUUAAGUCCCAAGAGUGAUAAACAUCAAUUUUCCCCCAACAAUAGGAGAGUUUUUUUAUGCAACCUUGUAUCUGCUUAUCAGGGAUACUCUAGGGAGACCUAAUUACAAAUUCAACGGCAGGAAUUGUCGUUUAAAUUUUGGAUGGUUGAAAGAUUUUGUUUCACUUUACAGGUAGACCCAGGAAAAUACAAAAACAUUAUGAAUGGUUUUAAAGUCACCGUGAAGGAAGAUGGAGCUCGAGGUCUGGCCAAAGGCUGGGCACCCACUUUCAUUGGUUACUCGAUGCAGGGUCUCUGCAAAUUUGGUUUCUAUGAAGUUUUCAAGAUCCUUUACAGUAAUAUGAUAGGCGAGGUAAGUUCUCUGAAAAUUGCAAAAAUUUAAUUACAGCAAGGAAAACCAAUCUGUCCUUAUCACAAAAAUUAGUUCCUGCAAAACACAAAAAAUUGCCAAUCUACAAAAAAAUCCGCAAAACUUUUGUGACACAUGGUAAUUCCUGUUUGUUGUGUUAUUUUUUAGGAAAAUUCAUACCUCUUCCGAACAUCACUGUACUUAGCUGCUUCAGCCAGUGCUGAGUUCUUUGCAGACAUCGCGCUAUCACCUAUGGAAGCUGUCAAAGUUCGUAUUCAAACCCAACCUGGGUGGGCCAACAAUCUGCGUGAGGGAGUGCCUAAACUCUGGGCAGAAGAAGGAAUACGUGGGUAUGUUGUUACUAAAAUUAAUGCCACUAGCAAUUACGUGCACAGAAGCUGAGAGGUCACCAAAAAACUCCCUUUAGGAAAACAGCUAGAUUCUCUUUUCACAUUGCUUUGUGUUUGCUUUUAAAACAAGAGGAGGAUAUGGUGACAGUGUACUCAUUUCUUCAUUAUCAUCCUGUUCUAAUGACAGAUGCUCCUCUAAUAUGUGCACUAAUUGCACUUCACAAUGGCAAGCUAUUUUGCUACCAGUCUGGUUUGAUAAUUGAAUGGUUUUGUUUAAUAUGUUUUUCUAUUUAUUGUCUUUUUCUAGAUUUUACAAAGGCCUUCCUCCUUUGUGGAUGAGACAAAUCCCAUACACCAUGAUGAAGUUUGCCUGCUUUGAGCGAACAGUUGAAUUUCUGUACAAAAAUGUUGUACCUAAGCCAAGGUCAGUAACCCAUUGUUUAUGGUGACAUGUAUAAAACAUAGUUUCAAUAUAAUUAUGGUAACUGUAAAUAAGGCUUUAUUCACGCUAUACCCAAUAACUGUUCAGGUCAGCACAAAAAAGCUACCUGGUAUACCUGUAGUAUGAACACCUAUCUGACAUUUGACUCUCCACUUUAAGGGUACCCAGUAUGGUUUUUGCGCUUGCGCAAUAGCUACCCAGUGUCGUGUGAGCAUAGCCUAAGAAUAAUAAUGCAGAUAACCCUCGUUUGAGCUAUUAAAUCAGGAUUAGCUUAGUAGUAGCCUGAGAAACGAUUGGCGAUGCUACCACUGUUUUCCCCGCCAAAUGACGUCUGAGAAACAAGUGCAGAAAUUCCAUACUGAUGAUGCAUCACUACCCAGAUCUGGGUAGUGCUUCUGGUUGGUUGAAUCAAAUUUCCCAUUCGGCACGACCAAUCAGAAGCACUACCCAGAUGUGGGUAGUGAUGCGUCAUCAGUAUAGAAUUUCUGCGCUCGUUUCUCAGACGUCAUUAAAUGGUGGUAGAGUUGCCAAAUUUCGGCUGUUUUCUCAGGCUAGCUCAGUAGUAGGUGACUGGUUGAUUUCUGAGACCUGACAAAUACUUAGGGUCUUAAAGCAAAUUGAGGAAGAAGGCACUGCCUUUGCUCUACAAAUGGCUAGAACUUUGUGUGGCUCAGAUGACCACAGAGAUAACAGUCCCAUCUUCAUGAAGUAUGAGUCUUAGAGUACAGUACUGCUCAAAAGUGAAUCACCAGCCUCAUCUUCUUUCUCGCGAGACAAGUGUCUUGUCUUGAGAGAUGAUUGUCUCUCUGUUCACAAUGUUGAAGAGUGAAAUUGUGUACCCUUUUUAAGACUCUAGACCUUGAAAACCCUACAUGUACCUUGUUAGUGGUGCCCAUGGUACCCAUGUCUCCCCAUGUGGGCUAAUAAAGGAAAUGCCCACCACCCCCCCCCCCUUCUUCCAGGAUGUGUGUACAUAUGUCUAUCUGGUAGCAAACAAAUCAUAUGGCAACAAGAAUGAAACGUGAUUUUCAACAUGGGUGUUUUCUGAUUUUAGGAGUGAAUGCAGCAAGCCCGAGCAGUUGGUUGUUACAUUUGCUGCAGGUUACAUUGGUAAGCAAGUUACAUUCUGAAGUCUGUAAAUCAUUCCUUUUUAGAAAAAAUAAGCUUGGUUCCAUUCUCUAUUCCAUAGUUGCAGCACUUGGCAGCAUUAGACACUUAAAUGAACAAAUUUCUGAUACACCUCUACUCCCCUAACAGAUGCACCCAUUCUUGUUUUAACCCCUUGAGGACAAAUUCUCCAGGCUGUCCUCCAUCCUUCUAGAAUUAGUAAAGAGAAUUUGAUAAGUGAACAAAACAUUUCCCUGUAGGUUUAUAAAUUCCCAUAACUUUUUCUGUUGAUUAUACAAUGUACUAUAUAAUUUGAUAUUGUUAUGAGAAAUUUGAUUUUGAUCAAUUUUGAGCCUUAAAAGGGGUUAACCUCUUUUAAUCUCCUCACUGCUUACAGCUGUACCUCUUUGGGUGCUCCUUAGAAUUUUUCUUAGAAAUCCUUGCCCAUGCUUAUUACUUUUAAUUCCUUGUUCAUGUCACAGCUGGUGUAUUCUGUGCUGUUGUGUCUCAUCCUGCCGACACUGUGGUGUCCAAGCUGAAUAAUGAUGUCGGCAGCACUCCCAUCCAAGCUGCACGUGAGCUGGGAAUGAAAGGUGAGUAUUAGCUACUGGUAAAACUUGUUUCACAGAAACUCAUAGAAAUAACAAGGGAUUGCUAUACUUUAAAGCAAGUUUAGAAACUGGAAAUUGUUUAAUGUAUCAGUCAUCAGGGUUGAAUGUUGGAUAAACACGUUCUCUCAUGUUUAAGGUAUUCCUCCUAGUGUUUGAAAAUUGGAUGAAACACGUUCUCCCGUGUUUAAUGUAUCACUUGUCAGUGUUUGAAUAUUGGAGGAAACACUCCUUCUCAUUUUUAAUGUAUGUCUUGUCAGUGUUUGAAUAUUGGAUGCAACACUCUUUUUGGUGUUUGCAAUAAUAUCUGCUACUGCAUGUGUUGAAUCAUUUACAUGUUUUUGUAGGUUUAUGGAAGGGUCUAGGACCGCGUAUCAUCAUGAUCGGUACCCUCACAGCUCUGCAGUGGUUCAUCUACGACUCCGUCAAGGUCUUUUUCCGUCUCCCCCGUCCCCCACCCCCCGAGGAACCAGAGAGCCUCAAGAAGAAACGCCUUCUGAAACAACAACAAGCAGCCUAA
Messenger RNA from Porites lobata, 6625 nucleotides. NCBI's taxonomy places the organism in Eukaryota, Metazoa, Cnidaria, Anthozoa, Scleractinia, Poritidae. The record is from the annotation of a GenBank genome assembly.